UCCAAUUCCAGAGUGUGUGUGAUGUCCGUGCAGCCUUCGCAGAUUCCUAUUGGGGCAUUUGCGCAAGCACUAUAAACUCGCAAUAAAGGGCAAUGGCUUCUACCGCAAGAAUUCUCGGAUCAGUUUUCCAAAAAGCCUCUCCUUCACUCGGUAUCUUCUCCUUAAUCUCGCUUCAGAAACCCUAUACUAAGCACAGUUUUCUUCGAGGAAUCUCGCCUUCUAGAUUUUCGCCCACAGUAGGCGGAGCUCAGAGAAAGAGGAGGAUAUGGACAACUUCCCCUCUUUGUAUGGGAAGGCGUUCUUGCAAGAUCGCUGGGAGAAAGGAUGCUCAGAAUUUGAAGAAGAUGAAAAGAAACAGCAGAAUUGGAAAAGAAAUUGUCUCUGCGAUAAAAAAGGGUGGUCCAAAUCCAUCUUCCAACACUGUUCUUGCUGCUGUUUUAGAGAAAGCCAGAGAACUUGAAGUACCCAAAGAAAUAGUUGAGAGGAACAUAAAAAGGGCUUCUGAAAAGGGUCAGGAAGCAUUUAUUGAGAAAUUUUAUGAGGUAUAUGGCUUUGGUGGUGUUGGCAUGGUGGUUGAGGUUUUAACGGACAAAAUAACACGUUCGGUGGCUGAUGUUCGAGGUGUGGUAAAGGACAGUGGAGCGAAGCUCGCUGACCCAGGAUCUAUUCUAUUCAAGUUUAGGCGAGUUCGAGUCGUUAACGUAAAGGUUAACGAUAACGAAAAAGACCAGGUUCUUGCUAUUGCUUUAGAUGCAGGAGCUGAAGAUGUCAUCGAACCAAAUUUUGAUGAGGAAGAUGAUUCAGAAUAUAAUUCAGACAGCUAUUACAAGAUUGUCGUCUCUGCAGAAAACUAUUCUGAUAUACUAUCAAAGCUAAGAGAUGCAGCAAUAGCUUAUGAACCAGAUAACGGCUAUGAGCUCUUGCCACUAAAUCCCAUUGAGGUAGAUGAUGAAGCCAUGGAUUUAAACAAGGAACUAAUGUCUAAGCUGCUUGAACUUGAUGAUGUUGAUGCUGUCUACACUGAUCAGAAGUGAAUCUAUUUGAUUUGACAAGUAGCAGCAGCAUUCUUCUUUUCCCUUUUUCUUUAUUUUACAUUUACAUAUCUACCACUCAAUUUAUAUUUUGUUUACAUAUCUACCACCUAACCUUUGUUUUUUAUAUUUAUGCCACACAAAUGUUUCACAUCAUGUAAAAUAUACCUACCACUGUUUUAACUUUUAAAAAGUGAAAUAGAUCUUUUUCAUGCACGAGCAAGAU
Messenger RNA from Phalaenopsis equestris, 1257 nucleotides. RefSeq names its product probable transcriptional regulatory protein At2g25830. The record is from RefSeq and is a predicted model, not a curated record. Lineage: Eukaryota; Viridiplantae; Streptophyta; Magnoliopsida; Asparagales; Orchidaceae. Gene Ontology annotation, cellular component: chloroplast. Bases 93 to 1034 code for a protein of 313 amino acids. The transcript is spliced from 7 exons.